UCAUUCCUCUAUAAAAGAGACCUGUCAAAGAAGCCCUACCAGAUCCAAGCAACCAGCUCAGACAGAAGUGGAAGGAAAAACUAAGUCCGGACCACUUGAGAAGAGGAGCAGUUUCCAAGGUCCAGAAUGUCGCUUACUUUCAAACUUCAGUGUCACUUCAUCCUGAUCUUUCUGGGAGCUCUUAGGGGAGAGACCAGAUACCUGGAGCUGCGGGAGGUUCCAGAAGCCGACCCUUUCUUGUUCUUCAACACCGACCUGAAGCGGGAGCUGUCCGAGGAACAGCUCUAUCACCGCUCGCUGAGAUGCAUAGACAUGCUGAGCAUCGAGGGUCAGUUCACCUUCACCGCGGAGCAGCCCCAGCUGCACUGUGCCGCCUUCUUUAUUGGGGAGCCGGAGGAAAUCAUAUCUAUUCAAUACGACCUGGUCAACAUUGACUGUCAAGGCGGAGACUUUCUGAAGGUGUUUGAUGGUUGGAUUCUUAAAGGAGAGAAAUUUCCCAGUUCCCAGGAUCAUCCUCUUCCUAUGUCUGACCGGUACAUAGAUUUCUGUGAAAAUGGCAAUAUCAGAAGUUUUAGCUCAUCACAGAAUGUGGCCAUGAUUUUCUUCCGGAUUCAGGAGAUAGGCAAUGGAUUUACAAUAACCAUAAAGAAAAAUCCUAACCUCUUCCCCUGCAAUGUCAUCUCUCAGACCCCCUCUGGAAGGUUUACCAUGGUGAUUCCUCAUCAGCACAGAAACUGCAGUUUCUCUAUCAUUUAUCCAGUGGUUAUAAAAAUAUCAGAUCUCAUACUGGGCCACUUAAAUAGCCUUCAGUUAAAGAAAUCAUCCGUAGGUUGUGGGGGAAUAGGAGAUUUUGUGGAACUACUGGGAGGAACUGGAUUGGACCCUUCCAAGAUGAUGCCUUUUGCUGAUUUGUGUUAUCCUUUUCAUGGCCCUGCCCAGAUGACAAUCGGCUGUGACAAUACUGUAGUGCGUAUGGUCUCGAGUGGGAAACACGUCAAUCGUGUGACAUUUGAGUAUCAUCAGCUCGAGCCUUAUGACCUGGAAAAUACCAAUGGAAACAGCAUUAAGGAAUACUGCUUCCCUAGCCUCUGAAUUGCCAGCUAAGAUUUCCAUGUUGCUGACGACGUGAGGUUUUACUGAAUGUACCAUGUAUUUCUAAGUCUAGUAUCCUGGAAUCAUUGAAUCUUUCUACUGUCUAGUACUUAGCUCUUUCAUACCAGUCAGUAUUAUCAGCCUUGUGCUGGAAAUAAAAUCAUUACAAUCAUUUUAUAUUUUCCUUUGGGGUUUAUAAUGUGGAAGUGGGCACAAGGCAGAAAACGAUCUUUUUCUUUGUCAAGAUAAGCAAAGGUCCAGAUGGAAAUGUUCACUACUCCUUAAGAAACUAAAAAGACUGAGCAGAUUGUGUGGGUACCACAAAUGAAAGAUAAAUCAUGUGACAUUAUGAUCUUUUCAUUCUGGAUGAAGAGUCCAAAGUUAGACCCAAUGGUGUUAUGUGCUUCCUCUAGUUUAUGAUAAGAAGUCCAGUGUUUCUAUGUAUGGAAAAGCAGUUGCUUCUGUUUUAUUUAUUAUAUCACAUUCUCAUUUAUUUAUUUAUUUGUAAUGCCUUGUUUUUAAUAAAACUUUGUAGCAUGGAAAUAUUUUCCUUCCACAAGUUCAAAC
Sarcophilus harrisii (Tasmanian devil) is the source of this 1659-nucleotide messenger RNA. RefSeq names its product corticotropin releasing hormone binding protein (gene CRHBP). Gene Ontology annotation, molecular function: corticotropin-releasing hormone binding. NCBI's taxonomy places the organism in Eukaryota, Metazoa, Chordata, Mammalia, Dasyuromorphia, Dasyuridae. The coding region runs from base 127 to 1092 and encodes 321 amino acids. The record is from RefSeq and is a predicted model, not a curated record. The transcript has 7 exons. Gene Ontology annotation, biological process: hormone-mediated signaling pathway; negative regulation of corticotropin secretion; negative regulation of corticotropin-releasing hormone receptor activity.